GUUUUCGUUAAAUUUCAACAGCGGUAAAACAGAUCUCCCAACCCUUCCAAACCAAUUACGACGAAAAUGAUGACACAAAGAAAAAUUGUUGCUGGCAUACUGGCAUCAGCAUUAUUGUGCCUAUGGAUGGUCUCGUAUGCAGAAGGUGCUCCUAUGCCAAGGUACCAAAAUAAUGGUUACUACAACGAACUGGAAGAGGUACCAGAUGACAUCCUAAUGGAAUUAAUGGCACGCUUUGGACAAACUAUAAUGCGAGCCCGCAAUGAUUUGGAAAAUUCCAAACGUACAGUGGACUUUGGCUUGGCUCGUGGCUAUUCCGGCACUCAGGAGGCGAAACAUCGCAUGGGUUUGGCUGCGGCCAAUUUCCCCGGAGGACCAGGAAGAAGGCGCCGUUCCGAAACCGAAGCUUAAAUUGCUAAGAUCACAAAGAGUCCCCAGCAGAGCUACAGGAAACCCAACACCAAAACAGGUUAUGUUGCACCUCAAACCCGAAACGAUUAAAAUGACAAAGACAAAACAAAAAAAAAAUCAAGCCUCCCCCCUAACAUCCUAAUGCAAUCAUUCAAAUACCACAAAGGAAACCCCAAAAAAGGAGUGAAAGUCUAACAAAGAAAAACCUAAGAAAAAAAUAACAAUGUUUAGCUUAUAAAUGUUAGAGGAAAUAGGAAAAGUCCUAGAUUAACCAAACAAAACAACACUCCUUUUUGCACUACUACUAACCAAACUAGUCCUAGUCCUCCUCAUACAUAUAACUUAACGAAAAAAAUCAAUGUUGAAAUCUCGUAAACGAAUAAAAGUUGAAAAAACGGAAACGCAAAUGAAAAAGAAUAUUUCAUAUAUGUAUUCUAUAAUCAAAAAGAAAACACCUACACAAAGUUAAACUGUUGCUCCAAAUUAUAUAACAAUUUAUAUGAAUAUUUUAAGAAAAAUUUAACAAAACACACACAAACAACCAACCCCACUACUCUCUUCUUAUAUUGAAAAAAAAAACAAACUUCAAGGAAAAUAUAAAAAAAAAUGCUUUUAAAUAUGCUUUUUUCAUUUAAAAAAGAAACACUUACCUAAGUUAUACAAAAUAUAAUGACAAAGAAAAAUCACAUUAAAUGUAUUAUAAAAAAAAACAAAAAUAAACUUAUAUUGAGGAAGAGAAAAAUUCAUAAAACCACAACAUACUAAGUUUAAAGACAAUGUGUACUAUUUUUUAGUAUUUAAGAGUUUAUCAGUCAAAAACCAAAAAAAAAAAACAAAAACAAAUAUUAAACGAUUUUGAAGCGAUUAAUAACCGACAAAGGAAGUAUUACAAAGCCCCAAACACCCUUAAACCAUACCACAACCUGCAGAGCAAGGAAAGCAAGGUCCCCCGAAAGAUGAUUUUUACUUGGGUUCCAUAUACCUGAUCAUUGAUUUUUCAUUCAACAAAAAUUUCAGUUCCUAAAAUUUUAUUUAUAAAAAAAAAACAUUAUAAUAAGAUAAGUCCAUGCAUUAUUAUACACCAUACCAACUACUAUAAAAAAUAUCUAAAAAAAAUAUUUAAAAUAUGAAUAAAGGUUCUUGAAUGUGACAGAAUUUUCUAUAAAAAAAGCUUAAAAAACCAGCCUAAAAAAUUUAUUAAUUUUUUUUUUUUAAUUUUUUCCCUAAAGUUAUCCCUUAUACCCCAUGUGCCAAUUUCUGAAAUAUUUUAUAAAAUAUCUUCAACGUUUUUCCAUAAAUUCCAAAUUUUAUAUUUCAUCUAUUUUCGAUACUUGAAUAAAAAACUCUUGGCUGGAAUCUGUUCUCAGUUUGAUGUCCUAUUUCAAACACCACAAGCAUGUACAUACAUACUACGACGUUACAAAACUAUCUAACGAAUCGAAAAACCAAAAAUUCCAAAAUUGUUUAGAUUACCAAAAUCACAAAAAUAUUUAAAAAUAAAAAAUAAAGUGCAUAUAUACACUAGAAACUACAUAA
Messenger RNA from Stomoxys calcitrans (stable fly), 1947 nucleotides. RefSeq names its product diuretic hormone class 2 (gene Dh31). The record is from RefSeq and is a predicted model, not a curated record. Bases 67 to 411 code for a protein of 114 amino acids. Gene Ontology annotation, biological process: body fluid secretion. The transcript has 3 exons. NCBI's taxonomy places the organism in Eukaryota, Metazoa, Arthropoda, Insecta, Diptera, Muscidae. Gene Ontology annotation, molecular function: diuretic hormone activity; G protein-coupled receptor binding.